UGGGGCCCCCGGGCAAUAGGGGAUCAUGGGGCCCCUGUGUCUGUGCCCAAACUCAAAAAAGCCUAUGAAAAAGGUACCAGGGGCAUCUCAUGGAGCCCCCUACUGACCCCGGGCCCUCGGGCAGUGCCCGAGUUUCCAAAUGGUCAGUCUGCCCCUGGACUGUACAUUCAUGAUACGGUUGUUCAUUUUUAAUAUUUUCUCUUUGAUAUGUGAGUAUUAUGUAUUUCAUGUACUGUAUUCACAAAUACUGGGGUUUUUUAAACUCUAUUAUAUUUAUAAAAGUGCAGAAGCUUUUUGAAGACCUCUACCCUCAUAUU
This is a messenger RNA of Staurois parvus, 317 nucleotides long. The record is from the annotation of a GenBank genome assembly. NCBI's taxonomy places the organism in Eukaryota, Metazoa, Chordata, Amphibia, Anura, Ranidae.